Messenger RNA from Moneuplotes crassus, 1759 nucleotides. NCBI's taxonomy places the organism in Eukaryota, Ciliophora, Spirotrichea, Euplotida, Euplotidae. The record is from the annotation of a GenBank genome assembly.
AAAUAAGUUACAAAUGAUGGCAUGAGUUUCAGAAGCUCCUGAAAAUGAUUUGAGACCUUCAGAUGGCUACGAUUUUCAGUUUUUAAACAAAAUACACAACGAUAUGGAAAGCCUCAGUCCAACUGUGAUAUUCCUACUAGGCUUUAAUUACCACAAGCUUCAUGAACAAUAUCAAAAUGAAAUAUUUCUCGAUCUUGCAAAGAUUAUUGAGAACGGUGUUGAAACUCAUAGCUUGAGCACUUUCAACAAAGACCAAAUCUUCAGAGAGUUGUACCAACAGAACACCCUCAGCCAGGUCCUAAGACUCAAAUGGUUCAAGAAUCAACAAGAAGCUUUCGAUAAACGGUGUGAAGCCUUAUCCCAUACAAAGGAGGGUUCUCUUUCAGAGAGGGAAGUUCCUGAAAUAAUUAAGAAGUUCAUGAUACCUAGCUUUGAGCAACAAAGUAGAGAUUCUCAAAAUCAGCCUGAUAUAAUUCAAGAUCGGUGCUCAAAAGAUAAAGCAAACCAUGAAAUGCUCGGAAGUCAUCAAGAUAAUGAGGAAAGUGACUCGGACUCAUCAUUAAUCCAAUUCGAACAAUCUCCAGAGGAUAUUAAAGACAGUGAGGGCCAAAAUCAGGCGAGAAACAAUCUUAAUCCAGAGGCUUCACCCAACCAACCCUCCACAGGAAUUGCUCUUCCAGAAUCUGCAAAUAUGCCCAACAAUAAAACUGCAGAAUCAAAGAGCCAUCCGAGCCAAGAAUUAACAAAAAUUAGCUCUCGUCACCAAGAAAGUUGUGAUAGGAGUCUCAACAUGCGAGAGGAGGCAGGAUUGGAAUUGAUACAGAUGAGACUCAAGAAAUAUCAGCACCUUGACUUGCCUAAAUACAGAUCUUCAAUUAAAAAGCCCCAGAGUAAAGAAGAAUCUAAACAGAAUGAACAGGUAAUUAGAGCUUUCUUCUUCAAAAGGGAGGAACAAAUGUCACACCCUGCUGAAAAUCCUGAACAUAUUGAAGCUCAUGAAAUCUCAGACAGCAAUUUCAUUGGCUCAGAAGUAGAUCCUCCUCUUCAAGUUAAUAGCCAAGAACAUCAGAACUUAGCUAUAGAGCAAAUAAGCUAUAAGAGAGUGAAGACUGGAGAGGAACAAGAAGCCCAAAUUGGACUUCAGCUCCAAAAGAUAGAACUUGAGCAAACACUUUUGAGGCAACCUCCUCUUUCUGAAGAUUCAAAUUAUUAUAAAAAUGAUGCACCAAUGAAAUCUUACCAACAGCUAUCCAACGAAAAUGAUCGGGACUAUCUACCUUCGUUCUGGCUAAAGUUUGCUAAAAACAGAGAAAUGACGGAACAACUCAGGUUUGAAGAACAAGAUAAAAUGCAAGCGAAACUUUGAGAAUCCCCUCAAGCACACUCCUAUUUCAGAAAAAUCCACCUGAAACCUUCAAAAAUUUCUUGCGUAGCCCCGGUCUCACUCAAAGCCGAUGCCAAACCUCUCACUGAAGAAUCUAAGACUCCUCCACAUUUGGCUCCUUCUACCCCACCCACUUGCUCCCUCUGUAAAACCCCACACAAAACCUCCCCCUACAGCCUCUCAUGCAGGCACAAAUUCCACCUCUCCUGCUUAGAGAGCAACUUUAAGUUCCAAGCUGACUGUAAGAGUGGGCUUAUUGUGUGACCAGAGCCGAUGUGUUUUAGAGAGGUUAGGGAGAGUGACUGUAGAGAGGUUUUGAAGAAGGGGGAGGUGGGAAUGAAUGAUGUGAGGGAGGAGGAGGGGGGAUGGAAGUAA